Molecule: messenger RNA, 2498 nt
Organism: Radiomyces spectabilis
Lineage: Eukaryota; Fungi; Mucoromycota; Mucoromycetes; Mucorales; Radiomycetaceae
Exons: 2
Coding region: 60-2333 (757 amino acids)
Biological process (GO): DNA-templated transcription; regulation of DNA-templated transcription
Cellular component (GO): nucleus
Molecular function (GO): DNA binding; DNA-binding transcription factor activity, RNA polymerase II-specific; zinc ion binding
Source: RefSeq, a predicted model, not a curated record
GGUUUUUUACUUUUCCUGUUUCUAUUUUCUUUCCCGCAUUUUCUGACUUCGGGAAAAGGAUGGAGAAAAACAAACGAAAGAUAAGCUGUCUUCCAUGCCGUCAAAAGAAAGUCAAGUGUGAUGGGGUUAAACCGCAUUGCGGUCGAUGUGUGCGGAAGCAGUGCACUGACGCUUGUGUCUUCACCGCCCCGGGCACCGCCGGUCGACCUCCUAAAAACGCUGUGGUCAAUAAACUUGUGCUGACCGCUCGCCACAGUUCGCCAUUCUGUAAACAGUUCAUCUUUGAAAAUCUCGUUCAUCCCAACUAUUCGCUCCGUGAUCCAGUAUGCCAUUCGCUGGCCAUGAGCCUCCAACAAGUGUUUGCCAACAUCUUCAAGAAUCAACUGACCAUGCAGAAAUGGACCCCGCAGGACCAAUCGCUCAUCAGUGCAGGUUCGACGACUCAGAUGCAUGAUCUGCGACCUUAUUUUAGCUUGUUGAUUGCCGAUGUGUGCUGUCUUAUGCUGCGUCGAUUGGGCGAGAUUUCAGUCAAUCACUGUGACGACAUGUUGAUGGCAUCCCGAGGAUUGACGCUCGAUGCCACGGACGACUUUUUUGGCGGCUCUGUCGGUACUACUGCGAACCCACUUCAAUCCUUGUCGCCGCAAGAAGCCCUCCGAUUGAUUGAAGUCUUUUUUACCGUUCAUCCAUGUUGCAUCCUCAUCAACAAAACGAUGCUUAUGCAAAGCUAUUGGACAGACACUGCCGAUCCGUUACUGUUAUCCGUUAUUUGCGGUACAGCCAUGCACACCACCCGUCUUUUGGAAGGCAAACCGCUCUGUCUGUGGUACGCAAGCUCAUCAUCGACUCGCAACCUCUUUUUGGAUUAUGCCUACACUCUGUUGCAUAAGACCUCAGGCAAGGCGACGUUCACUCGAUUCCAAGCGGUGGUCCUACUGGCACACUUUGAAACCAUGUUUGGUUAUCCCAAACGUGGAUUUGCUCUGUUUGCCGUAUCGUACUCGAUGGCGGCAGAGCUCGGUGGGUUCCAGCCUUCCUCAUCCGUCAGCAAUCCCAUUGAAACCGAGUUACUGCAGCUCGCUGUCUGGCUUGUUUAUAUUUCCACCGUAAGAGGGUCCAGUGAGAUGGGCCAUUUACCACGUCGCAUGCUGGUCGAGUGUAAAAUACCAUUUCCCCCGAUGAACAUUCAUCAAAGUGCAUCGUACCAGUUUGAUUCGGCCAACAACAAUGUGCAUUUCAUGCGAACCUACCCGUAUAUUUUGGAGUCAUUCUAUACCAGUGCCGUGAUUUCGCAUUUUAGCUGCCAACUAUUACUGCUUCUUCCUGCGAUGCGAGGAAACAUAUUUGAUACCAACAAGCCUCGGCCAAGUCCACCCGAAUCGUUUGAAAAGUUAGAGUCCGGUUUGCAUGGCGUACUACAUGAAUUUGCGGCAUUCAUCGAUAAAACCUCGAAGCAGUGGUCUGUCCAACAGUUGUACACGAUCGAAACUGUAUGGUUAUUAUAUACCAUUCAGUGCCAAUUUCUUCGACGAACCCUCCGUAUGAUGAAGGAGAAAAACGCGUUUGCAGAUGGGAAUGACGACAUUUCGAUCAUCCUGGAUAAAGAAUGGUAUCAACUGCUCGAUCCCAUUUACCUAGAUCCGGCGGAUCCAGAUGUGGCGGUGCGAAUUCAGAAUAUCCUCCCAACCGUAUUCAAGAUGGUCGACAAAACGAACCAUUUUCUAGCCUCUCCCGCCCAUUACUACGAUGAUCGCAUGCUGGCUCCCUCGGAAAUCAUUCUAUCCAGCAUCGAAAUGGCCAGCCGUAUCUUGAUUCUCCGGUAUCAGUUUGUACAAGAAGCGCAAGUGCUUCAGUAUUUACAGACGCUUCGUCAGUUAUCGCUGAAUCCCAUUUGGACCGGCUGGACGGGAGCCGAUUCCGUACAACGGCUCAUUCAAGAUUUUCUUACUGUAUAUACUCUUCCCGAUCAAGCAUCUUUUGCUUUGGAUACAACCUUAUUCAACACCUACUUGAACACAUUGCUACAGACCAACAGUUGGCUCAACCUACCAGGUACAGCGAUCCCAUCCUAUUCAAAGUCCAAUUCUACCGUCGGCAGCAGUUCAUCCGAAAGUAGUCCAUGGCUUCCUGGAUCUGAUCCUGAUCUUUCCUUUUUGAACGACCUUUCUCUCUAUGCCACCCAACCAUGUCCCGCUCCUACACCCCUGGCAUUGGAAUGGCCCGCGGAUGCAUCAUCCUCAGUAGUGCCGUUUUGCAAUGUAUGUUAUGGUAUCCAAGGCUGCGUUUGUGGUAAUCGUACCUAUCAGCCUCCGUUGGAUCUCACUGAAAUUUGAAUUGUUUUUACCUAUCUUGCCCUCCCCGCUAUUCAUAUUUCCACUACCUCACUAUCCUUAUUUCAUUUUGCAUCAUAUAUCCUUUUUACAUUUCAUUCCUAGCAUUAUACUCAUUAUCAUUCCAAAAAAAAAAAAUCAUUAAAGAGACGGUUUGCGAAUUAAGAC